UCUGAGCAGUGGACUGCGUGACAGGGACCAUAAAAUGCGUUGAAAUUGUCUCCCCUAUUACUCUUGAUUUGCGAUGCGUUCCUUAUGACUAUGAUGAAAAAGGAUUGUUAAAAGGUGGGCUGUCUUGUAAUUCUCGUUGGAGAUCCGGACUGUUUUGUCAAUGAGAAAUGUGGAGUCGCUCUAUCCAUCGGUGUUAACGCAGAAAAAUAGAAGAUGAAGAAGCAAUUCAAUAGAAUGCGACAGCUCGCCAACCAAACAGUGGGCAGAGCUGAAAAAACAGAAGUAUUAGGCGAAGACCUUCUACAAGUGGAGAAGCGGCUGGAGCUGGUCAAGCAGGUGUCCCACAGCACCCACAAGAAGCUGACCGCCUGUCUGCAGGGCCAACAGGGGGUGGAUGUGGAGAAGAGAUCUGUCAGAUCGCCCUCGAAAAAGCUACCCCUCACAACACUAGCACAAUGUCUGGUGGAGGGAGCAGCAGUGUUGGGCGACGACUCGCUACUGGGGAAGAUGCUGAAGCUGUGUGGUGAGACACAGGAGAAGAUGGCUCUGGAGCUCAUCCUGUUUGAGUUCACCAUUGAGAGAGACGUGGUGGAACCUUUAUACGAACUGGCAGAGGUGGAAAUUCCCAACAUCCAGAAACAAAGGAAACAUUUAGCAAAACUGGUUUUGGACAUGGACUCGGCACGCACAAGGUUCCACCAGUCCUCCAAGUCUGGUAUGUCCAGCAACGUGCAGCCAGGGGCCAAGGGCGAGCACCUCAGGGAAGAGAUGGAAGAGGCAGCCAAUCGAAUGGAGAUCUGUCGAGAUCAAUUAUCAGCAGACAUGUACAAUUUUGUGGCCAAAGAAAUUGACUAUGCAAGCUACUUUCAGACAUUGAUAGAGGUGCAGGCAGAGUACCACAGGAAGUCGUUAGAGCUCCUUCAGAAUAUUCUGCCUCAGAUCAAAGCCCACCAGGAGACCUGGGUGGAGAAGCCGUGCUAUGGGAAACCCUUAGAGGAGCACCUUGCCCUCAGUGGGCGGGACAUUGCCUUCCCCGUCGAAGCCUGUGUCACCAUGCUGCUGGAGUGUGGCAUGCAGGAAGAGGGCCUGUUCAGAGUAGCGCCCUCGGCCUCCAAACUGAAGAAGCUCAAGGCGUCUCUAGACUGUGGGGUGAUGGACGUGCAGGAGUACUCUGCAGACCCUCACGCCAUCGCAGGUGCUUUGAAAUCCUACCUACGGGAACUCCCUGAGCCACUGAUGACCUUUGAACUUUAUGAUGAAUGGAUCCAAGCUUCUAACAUUCAAGACCAGGACAAGAGACUCCAAGCCCUCCUCACAGCCUGCGAGAAGCUACCCCUGGCCAAUGGCAACAACUUCAAGUAUUUAAUCAAAUUCCUCGCCAAGUUAGAUGACUACCAGGAUGACAAUAAAAUGACUCCUGGGAAUAUUGCAAUAGUCUUGGGUCCCAACCUGCUGUGGACAACGCAGGAAGGGAACAUUACAGAGAUGAUGACCACUGUGUCCCUGCAGAUUGUAGGCAUCAUUGAGCCCAUCAUCCAGCACGCUGACUGGUUCUUCCCUGGAGAGAUUGAGUUUAAUGUCACAGGAAACUAUGGCAGCCCGGUCCACACCAACCACAAUGCCAACUACAGCUCCAUGCCCUCUCCGGAUAUGGACCAUUCCGAUCGCAAGCACAAUGACCAGAGCCGACGUCCGCUCAGUGUGGCCACUGACAAUAUGAUGCUAGAGUUCUAUAAGAAGGAUGGCAUGGGGGUCAGGGUGAUGGACACUUCUUGGGUGUCGCGCAGGGGCUCGUCGUCAGUGCGUAAAACCUCCUCCACACCCCCGAGUAUGCAACCCCCCCUCCCUCCCUCAGACGCUCUCAUACCUGAGCAGGGGGAAAUCUCUGCGUCCCCCUCACCAACACCUCCUCCCGCUGGCAGCGACCGUGCCAGUAUUCUGAUGAACAAAGAGCUCUCUCCAGUGAUUGGACAGAAGGGCUUCCAGGGAACAGCACCCUCUGGUGGGCCAUCACAGCCCUCUUCUGAACAUAGCCCUCACACCCUGAGAAGAGCUAAAAAGCUGGCCCCCAUUCCACCUAAGUACUACUCUCAGUCUGGGGGAAUGUCUGACCAGUCCACGGGUCAGCCCUCUCCAGUCAGCCUGUCCCCCACCCCUCCUAGUACCCCUUCCCCGUAUGGCUUUGGAUACCCUCAGGGCUACGCCACCAUCGGCUCUCCGGGACAGGCCCAGACCGCCACCCUCUCCUCCCCUCCCUCGCUAGCCGGCACCCUCACCAAGGCCAGGCCCACUCCCAAGCCUCCCAGGCAGAGGCCCAGCUUGCCCCCACCGCAGCCCCCCAGCACCCCUGGCUCCAGCCCCCAGCCCCUGGAACACAGUGGUGUCCUGCUGGAUGGAUUGUCUCCUGGGGAGAGCAUGUCCACAGACUCUUUCUGCAACCUGGAUAUCCCCAUCAUCAACGUGGAACUGGAUGGCAUCUUCGAUGAGCCUAAGAUGGUCCCCUACAGGAACUCAGUGGCGGUGGUCCAGCCUACCCCCAAGACAGAGUCAGAGGAAGAGUCUGAGAGCACGAUACUAUGACAUCACGAAUUUCCACCCCCAGCCCUACUAUUCCAGCCUGUUCCCAGGACCCGUUCUCUGACCUUUGACCCAAUGGGACUCACUCCAGACCUCACCUCCACUCAUAGAGACCAAACACCGGGUUCAGCCCUGUAAAACAAAGUUAAUCUUAUAACCUGAAAUAUAUAUGAAUACAGAAAAUACAUACAGUAUAUCCACAUCCAGAGAGUUUCUCUCUGAGACUGUGGGGGGAGGAACUUUUGAUACACAGAAUCGGACACAAUGCUUUGUUUUUAUGUUGACUGGAUUCCUUUGAUUCUGUCUGUGGUGCAUUCAAUUUUAAAAAAUUUCUUUUUCAACAAUAGUUUAUUUUUCUUUCCUUUUGGCUUAUUUGAGUCAUUUGCAAUAUUGCCUCUAACUUCACAUACAAGACAUGAAAACGAUUUGCUCGGUGGAAUGGAUUCUACUCUUGUGAGUGUAGUAGUAAAGGAAAGGGACAGUAGAUUUCUGAUUUCCUCUCCCUGUCACCAAGUCUAUAGCAUUCCUUUUGAUGCCAUCCUAAACCAUUCCUCGUACUUUGAGAUCACUGGCAACCCCUUGUUUCUUCCUGGCUGAAUGUGUGUUUGUGAAUUGUGUGAUGUGUUUGGAAAUGUGCUGCAUCAUUAAGUGGCGAGUUCUGCCAUAGAAAAUAUAUAUGGUACUGCAAGACCAGUUUGAGUUUGAAUCCCCAAUCACACUCUUCAAAGGGAGAUUAAGAUUGCAUUUGGCUGUUAGACGGGAAGUUAAAUCUGGGUAAUAUAGUAUUUACUAUUUAAAAUGACUGUUUAUACUGUACAUUUCAGAGUAUAUUAUAUUAACAGUGAUACAAGCGAUAUUAUAUGUGUCAUAUAAUAUAAGAAUACAAUCAUAGGUAUACAGAUAUAGAAUUAUAAAUACAUUAUACAGAUAUUCUAUGGUAUAGCAUGUACUUAAUUGUACAUUAUCAUAGGAUAGGCUGUAGAGGGAAUGGGACAUAGAAACAUAACAAACAGAAUAAUUCUAUAUAAAAGGAAUGGAAUGCUGAAAAGUGAGUAUGAGUGGAAUGUGCAGGGUGGGACUAUACCUCCUCUCUGCACUCAGCCUCAGCUUCUUUAACGAGCGCCCUGAGAGCCUUAUCUGGCAAGAGCCUGUCACUGGGGAGCCUGCUCAGCUGUUUGAAAGCCAAUAUUGAAAACUUUUUUGUUAAAGCAAGUGUGUAUAUGAGUCCGGUCCUGUAUGUGUGGGUGUUAUCCGGAAUAUAGAUACAUUUCUUCUGGUGCUAGAAUGUGUGUUUAUAUUCUAUCACACAGGGAAUAAGAAUAGUGUAUUCAUUGAAAAUAUAUGGCGGUUACUGUUUCAGUCCCCUAUACCCCCAUCUUUAGUAAGAGGAAUCCACCAUAUAAAGGAUUUGAUGAUGAGGAAUGUGAUACUUUGUGCUGAAAGUAUUUAUACCGAUGAUUACGGUGCAGAGGAGUAUGAUUGACAUCCACAACACAUAAUAGCAAUGUUCCAAUCUGAUGAUCCAGUGAUGAGGUUCAAAGAUGAGGGACCCGUCCAUGACCAACAAAAACCUAUGGUCUCCUUAGAAACAAAGGUGAGGGGCCCAUCCAUGACCAACACAAACCUAUGGUCUCCUUAGAAACAAAGGUGAGGGACCCGUCCAUGACCAACACAAACCUAUGGUCUCCUUAGAAACAAAGGUGAGGGGCCCGUCCAUGACCAACACAAACCUAUGGUCUCCUUAGAAACAAAGAUGAGGGACCCGUCCAUGACCAACACAAACCUAUGGUCUCCUUAGAAACAAAGGUGAGGGACCCGUCCAUGACCAACACAAACCUAUGGUCUCCUUAGAAACAAAGAUGAGGGACCCGUCCAUGACCAACACAAACCUAUGGUCUCCUUAGAAACAAAGAUGAGGGACCCGUCCAUGACCAACACAAACCUAUGGUCUCCUUAGAAACAAAGGUGAGGGGCCCGUCCAUGACCAACACAAACCUAUGGUCUCCUUAGAAACAAAGAUGAGGGACCCGUCCAUGACCAACACAAACCUAUGGUCUCCUUAGAAACAAAGGUGAGGGGCCCGUCCAUGACCAACACAAACCUAUGGUCUCCUUAGAAACAAAGGUGAGGGGCCCGUCCAUGACCAACACAAACCUAUGGUCUCCUUAGAAACAAUGGUGAGGGACCCGUCCAUGACCAACACAAACCUAUGGUCUCCUUAGAAACAAAGAUGAGGGACCCGUCCAAGACCAACACAAACCUAUGGUCUCCUUAGAAACAAAGGUGAGGGGCCCGUCCAUGACCAACACAAACCUAUGGUCUCCUUAGAAACAAAGGUGAGGGACCCGUCCAUGACCAACACAAACCUAUGGUCUCCUUAGAAACAAAGAUGAGGGGCCCGUCCAUGACCAACACAAACCUAUGGUCUCCUUAGAAACAAAGGUGAGGGGCCCGUCCAUGACCAACACAAACCUAUGGUAUCAAAUCAAAUCAAAUCACAUUUAUUUAUAUAGCCCUUCGUACAUCAGCUGAUAUCUCAAAGUGCUGUACAGAAACCCAGCCUAAAACCCCAAACAGCAAACAAUGC
This is a messenger RNA of Oncorhynchus gorbuscha (pink salmon), 5164 nucleotides long. Its product is annotated as rho GTPase-activating protein 44-like. The transcript is spliced from 20 exons. Gene Ontology annotation, molecular function: GTPase activator activity; protein binding. Gene Ontology annotation, biological process: modification of dendritic spine; negative regulation of Rac protein signal transduction; positive regulation of GTPase activity. Gene Ontology annotation, cellular component: postsynaptic density; leading edge membrane; cytoplasm. Lineage: Eukaryota; Metazoa; Chordata; Actinopteri; Salmoniformes; Salmonidae. The record is from RefSeq and is a predicted model, not a curated record. The coding region runs from base 214 to 2580 and encodes 788 amino acids.